AGGCGUGGCCAGGCAGGGGGACCAGGGGAGAUGGCCUGGGCUGGUCGAUACUUGGGGCGGGGCAUGGCUCCAGGUACCUUGUGAGCCCUGCGGCCACAGGGAACCUGGCGGUGGUAGACUGGGGGCGGAGCCUAGAUGGAGACCCGGUAUGCAUGCCCAGCUCAGUGUUUUCAGUGGCAUAAAGGGAAGGGGGGUCGGGGUCGUUGCCCUAGGUGGGUUCAGGGCGGAGUAGAUUUUAGAAGGAAGAAGUUUCAGAGAGCAUGGCCUGAGCCAGGGAUGUCAUGGGUCGCGGGUGUGAACGUGGACUGCGGCCUGGCCGAGGGGCAUUGGAAGGAUCUGCACUUGCGUGGGAGUAGGCGGAGGAUUCGGCCCUUUUGGGGAGCAUACUGUGAAUGCCAGCUGGAUCGCUGUCCAGGAGCUGGAGAAGCUGGGCCUCGGGGACAGCGUGGACCUGCAUGUGUACGAGAUCCCCGUGGAAUACCAGACGGUGCAGAGGCUCAUCCCAGCACUGUGGGAGAAGCACAGCCCCCAGCUCGUAGUGCAUGUUGGGGUGUCGGGCAUGGCCACCACAGUGACGCUGGAAAAAUGUGGGCACAACAAGGGUUACAAAGGACUGGAUAAUUGCCGGUUCUGCCCCGGCUCUCAGUGCUGCGUGGAGGAUGGUCCCGAGAGCAUCGACUCCAUCAUCGACAUGGACGCCGUGUGCAAAAGGGUGACCACACUGGGACUGGACGUGUCUGUUACCAUCUCCCAGGAUGCUGGCAGGUAUCUGUGUGACUUCACGUAUUAUACAUCGCUCUACCAGGGCCGCGGCCGCUCCGCUUUUGUCCACGUGCCCCCACUGGGUAAGCCCUACAACGCCGACCAGCUAGGCCGGGCGCUACGAGCUAUCAUCGAGGAGAUGCUGGGUGUCCUGGAGCAAGCCGAGGGAGACAUCAGCUGUUGCCGCCAGCUCUGACAGCCAUGUACACCUGGGUGCGGUGCCGAGAGAGGGGCCAUCCUGACUCAUCUGCCCCUCCUAAUGGACCACAAGGGGGCAAUUGAGAGAGCUCCCAUCUGAAUAUCAUCUGGGGACACUUCUGCGCCCAGAGGCCAGGGCUAGUGGUCUGCACACAUGCCAUGGGGCCACCUUGACCCUGACGCAGUCUGCAUUUUCAGGUGUAUGGACAAGGAGUUGAAGCUUGCCCUGUGGCUGGGGCCUCACAAAGUAUCAUAAAGUAGAUUAGCUCUAAUCCAUGUCUUAAACCCUAGAUGGUCCCCGCCAAAGCCACUUGGGACCUGGUUGCCUUUUCUAUCUUCUGUCUGUUUCUGUCUGUGUCUGUCUCUCUCUGCCUCUGUCUGUCCCCAUCCUUCUUUGUUGUACCCACCUUCCUUCAGUGCUAGAACAGAACAGCGUAACUUAUGUUCCCAUUGUUAAGACUUCAGGCCUAACCAACAAGUGUCUUUCCUUUCUCCUGGGGAGGGCGGCCUCUUUUGCCUCCUGCCCUGAAAAUGCCAUCAUACUUUGGGUCUCCAUAGUGGGUUCCCUUUGCUCAGAAGAGCAGGCUGCUAUGGCCACCAAGGGCCUGGCCGCAGUAGCCUCUGGUGCCUGUGGGGAGCCGACCCUGCCAUGAUCUUUCUUGUUCUCUUUUUGAUAUUUUAAGACUCUUAAAAUUUUAGAUACUCUAAACUUUAGAGGGUAUUUGUUGUUUGUUUGUUUUUUCUUUGGAGACAGGGUCUCAGGUAGCCUAGGCUGGCCUCGUGUGAACUCCUGAUCCUCUGGCCUCAGUUUCCUAAGCACUAAGGGGACAGGUGUUUGCCACCACACAUGGCCCACCUGGGACCCAGAACCUACCGUGUGAACCAUCACCUGGAGCUGUGGAUUUUCUCCAUCUUGAGAUAGCCAGCCUCUAAUAUCCUGUGAGGGACCUGGGGUGAGAGGCUGCGGUGCCCAGGCAUGUCCCUGCAUGUCCUAUCAGCCACAGGGAUAUCUGCUGAACUGCAUUUGGAAGUGUGCCAGGGACUCCAGCCAGCCUUUGUCUCUGGCUGACUUUGAACUGCCAAGCCAGGAGGAGGGGCUCUCAGGAAGGGUGGGAUGUAGCAUGUGACCUGGACUCCUUCCAAGACCAAGUACAGUUCCUGCCAGUGAAGCCAAGUACAUUGUGGAUGCCACCUUCUCUUUUGUGGAUGGAUAGAGACCUCGGUGUCCCCACGGGAUUGAUGGAUCUGAAUUCUGAAGUGACUUCUCAUCCCUGGAUCUUCUUGUUGUUUGUGAGACUGGGUCUCCUAUAGCCCAGGCUAGCCUCCAAUUCACUGUAGCUGAAGCUGACCUUAAAUCCUGACCCUCCUACCUCGGCCUACUCAGUGCAGGGCUUGUGAAAGCCUGUGUGCUGGGCCUGGCUACUUUUAAGCUCUAGUGUUCCUUGUUCUGAUGUGGUUUCUUCAUGUCAUCAUCUUGUUGAUCCUGGGUCUGAAGCUUAUUUGUCGCCACAUGGAGAUCUGAGUGGUUGGCUCUCUUUCUGAAUCUCAGGGUUGAGGGCACCCUGGAGUGCCCCAGGGUGAUUUGCUGUCCCUACAAAGGCAUCUAUGGGUGUGGGCCUGCAGUUUGAAUAACGAGGGCUCCCCCUCUUACCCUCCCCCCAGUCCUGUGCUAACACCUUCUCCAGAGAGAGAGGCCCUGCAGUUUCCCAGAUAGCCAUGGGCAGGAAGAUGGGGGCUCAGGAGUAAGGGAUUCCCCAGGGCUCUGGGCUUUUGAGACAUCAUGUAGACAAGGCAGGCCUUGAACUCCUGGUCCUGUGGCCUCAGCCUCCCCCUGAGAUGACCAAGGUGGAUCUGACUUUGGUUCCCGUAUGUCUUUGUUUUUGUGUUCUGAGGCAGAGUUCUACCUGACCUCUGUAGCUCAGGCUGGCCCUCCAACGUGUGGCAGUCCUGCUUCAGAUGUAUCAGUGCCUGGCAAGUCUUCCUUAGGAAGACCAUGGGCUGUGCUCCACUCUCAAUUUUCCCAAAGUCCCUGGCAUGGGAACACCAUGCUCAGGGACCCCAGGAGGGUGCACAUGUCAUGUUCUAGUCCCCACUGUUGAGCUGAGGGGGAUUCCAGGACAUGGGGCUGGUAGUUAUUUAUUUAGGUAUCUCUUAAACACACACCCCUUGCCCUGAUCCAAAACUACUUGUUUUUUUUUUUUUUUUUUUUUUUUUGUCGUUUUUUGGCAGGUAGGGCUCAGGGUCUGUAGUUGCCAGGUGUCACCUAGACUGGUCACAUUGACCCUUGAGGUCCAGGUCACCCCAGCACUGACCUUCAUUUCCCAUGCUUACCCUGGGGAGUGUGGGUGGGGCUUCAAGAGGUAGGCAGAUGUGUGGGCAGAGCCUGACCUGGGCCUGGCUGGCCCUUACCAUUAAUGGCAAAGUAGAAAGCUAGCCCAGCGGAGCAAGAGAAGUAACAUGGCAUAAACCUGAAGCCAGGGACUUGUGCAGGGACAGCAGUGGUAGAAUCUGAGGUCUCAGCCAGUCUGAGAAAGUGUCUGAUUUAUGAUAUCAACUUAGGUGUGGAGAUGUAGCUUUCAGACCAACACCAGCAUGCUGUGCCCUGGGCCACUCCAGUGUUUCCUGAGGCCACGUGGAGGGCCAAACUGCAAGAAUUGGAGGCAGGAUCACCAUAGUGGGCACCAAUCUUCUGAAUUCAUUUUUUUGGGAGAUGGUGGGGGGUGGUACAGGAUCUUGUGUAGCCUGGGCUGGCUUCACACUAUGUGGCUGAGGGUGACCUUGAAUUCCUUGCCUCCAGGUCCCAGGGAUGGCAGGGUUAAGCCUCCGCCUGAGCCUGCUUUGGGGGCAGAUCUUUGAAGUUAAAUUGAUGGCUUCAGCUAAAAUGGGAACUCUCUCCUGUACUUCUCAAGCUGGCGUGUAAACCUUCAGGAAAGCGGGGACCCCGAGGCUGGGGGAAGUUGGAAAAGCAGACUCUAGGUGCUUUUGAGUGAGGACUUUGGCUGGAAGUCAGACCAGCUGCUGUGUGCACAGGAUGCUUGUGCCUGCGCCCCCAAGGUGACCUUGCUGUAUGCUAGGAGAGCGCCUCCAGCCUGCCCUUCUCCCUCCCACUGUCUAGACAGCUCACCCUUGACCUCUCUACCCCUUGGAGUGUCUGAGCCCAGAGUCCCCUCUGGGAACAUAGAGACAAAGCCUUACUCUCAGAGCCUGGACUCUGAGAGUUGGGGCUGUGGGGGUCCCUGUGGGGUCCCUAUGCAUGCCGAUGGCUUCUCAAAUGUGUACCCAGGCAGGUGGCCUCCCUCCCCAGCCCACCAUUUCUCUACAUCCACAGGCUGGAGAGAGCAAACAGAUAGAGGGGCUUUGGUGUUCUGUGUCUGGUGAAAUGCCUCCCGCCCCCCCCCCCCAAAGUACAGUGUCUGGACUAGAAAACAGGGCACAUAGCUCUUUUUUUUUUUUUUUUCUUUAUAUGCAGCAGUAGGGGAAUGAACCCAAGUCAAUGUUUGGGUUUGAAAAGCUAUAUCCUGAGUUGCCACAGCCACUAAACAUGCCUGUCAGUAAGGCCUGUCACUGGUGUCAGGGACACUGGUCACAAGCUGUAAGGAUUGCAUCAUCCAGGCAAUGGUCCUGGAGGCAGAACAAGAGUUCAAGGCCAGCCUCCCCCUACACUCCAAGUUAGAGGCCAGGCUGGGAUUUGAGAGACAAAAAACCAAAUUAUCAGGAAGAGAGGGAGAGAGGUGGGCAAGGUGACUCAGGGGGGAGUCAGUUACCACCAAACUUUUAUUCCCCAAGAGCCACAGGGUUUUCUUUUAUAAAAAGAGGUUUCACUAAUGCUGGUUGGCACCAGGCUCUUUUCCCUCAAAGCCUGGGUUGGCUCCGCCCAGGGCAGCUGAAGCCACACCUUAGGGAGCGCUUCCUGGGUGCCCCCACAGGGGGCCUGGCUGGUGUAUGGGACCCCCCAGUACCUCAGAUGUUUUAUCCUCUCAACAGGGCACUUCUGCCCUCUGAGACCCUUCAGGCCCAGUAUGUCUUCUCUUUGAGGCCAGAGCUCCCACCAAGCAUCCUGACCCCGGGGGAUAGAAGGGAGAAGGGCCUGCCAGGCUGCACUCGGGGAAACUCCACGCUCUUUACUCAGAACCAAUAAAGUCAUUGAAACCUGU
Messenger RNA from Mus musculus (house mouse), 5114 nucleotides. It is a transcript of the gene Pgpep1, whose product is annotated as pyroglutamyl-peptidase I. Gene Ontology annotation, cellular component: cytoplasm; cytosol. The transcript is spliced from 5 exons. Bases 560 to 958 code for a protein of 132 amino acids. Gene Ontology annotation, molecular function: pyroglutamyl-peptidase activity; peptidase activity. The record is from RefSeq and is a predicted model, not a curated record. Lineage: Eukaryota; Metazoa; Chordata; Mammalia; Rodentia; Muridae. Gene Ontology annotation, biological process: protein catabolic process; proteolysis.